AUGUCAGAAAGCCAAGAAGUCCCAAUUGCCACAGACUCGGAGGCAAACACGUACAUCAUCGUUCUACGUGACGGGGUAUCGACGUCGUCAUUCCUAAGAUCACAGGAAGAACAAGUCAACGCAUUCUCUGCUUCCUCCGUCCAUGUGUUUGAGCACGUCCUGAAUGGGUUUACCGGAAGUUUUUCUGAAAGCCAUAUUGAAAGUAUAAAGGCCCACUCAGACGUCAAAUACGUGGAAGCCGAUGCCAAAUGUUAUGCAUAUGGACAUCAAUCCGACGCAACAUGGAAUUUAGCAAGAUUGAGUCGGAUCGCCCCACUUGAGAAAGUCGAACCCAAGUAUCACUACUACUAUGAUACCCCAGCCGGUAGAGGUGUAGAUAUCUACAUUGUUGGUGAGCAGCCUGAUACAAACCUUUUUGAGCAGAUACAUGGUAUUGACGUAUCUGAAACAGACACGGGGAUUGAUACAUCUCAUCCAUCCUUUGAGAAUCGCGCAUCUUGGGGAAUAACCCUUACAGGAAAGCCCAACGUAGAUACCGAUGGUCAUGGUACGCACGUCGCAGGGAUAGCAAUGUCGAAGCAAUACGGCGUUGCCAAAGAGGCAAACGCCAUAGCCGUAAAGGUCCUGGAAAAUAAAGAUUCCCGCACCACUUUACUUGUCAAGGUGUUAGACUGGAUACUUAUCAAUGUCAAAUUUACCAAACGUCCAAGUAUAGUCAACAUGAGCAUUGGAGGUGAUGCAAGUCAAGCACUUGACGAUUCUGUCAAAAAGCUGUUUGACACAAAGAUAUCUGUUGUAGCCGCAGCUGGAAAUGAUAACAAGGAUGCAAAAUUCGUUAGCCCUGCUCGCUCUCCCUUUGCAAUAACCGUUGGUGCAACUACCUUCCGUGAUAAACGGUACAAACAUUCAAACUACGGGAGUGUAGUCAAUGUAUUUGCCCCUGGUAACCAUGAUCUUAUACCUACUUGA
Messenger RNA from Psilocybe cubensis, 969 nucleotides. RefSeq lists its product as uncharacterized. Lineage: Eukaryota; Fungi; Basidiomycota; Agaricomycetes; Agaricales; Agrocybaceae. The record is from RefSeq and is a predicted model, not a curated record. Gene Ontology annotation, molecular function: serine-type endopeptidase activity. Gene Ontology annotation, biological process: proteolysis. The transcript has 11 exons. The coding region runs from base 1 to 969 and encodes 322 amino acids.